AUGCCUGGUGGAUUUGGAGGUCAACAGCAGCAACAACCACCCCAACAACCAGGACGAGCUGGAGCGAACCGAUUACCGAACGGAAAACUAGGAAAUAACAAUUCUGGCUGGGCAUUCGGAGGGGGUCCCAUGGCAGGAGCUGGUCCCCAAAAUGCCGGACGUCAACUUGGCGGGAACGUGAGCUUUGCGCAAAGCUUGUCAGGCUCCCAACCUUCGACAUCCCUCGACUUGUCCGAGUUCCCAUCAUUAUCCAACAACGCCCAAAUGUCGAAUGCCAGCCAGUCAUCUAUGUGGUCGACUGCUGGAUCGCGCAACUUGGGUGGACCCAUUCAACGUAAUCAAGCUACUCCUCAGCAAGGUGGUCAGGAUGACAUGUUCAGUCCCACCUCAUCAAGAGUACCAGGCGGAUUCAGAUUCGGUAACCAAGGCAACAUUGGACAACAACCUCAACCGAGCAGCGUUGAUGAUUUCCCACCACUCAACCAAACUUCGAAUGGCGAGAUGGGUUCGGAUAGGACAGCGAACCUGAUGUCGUCUCUAGGCUUUGGUUCCCAAGCUGGUCCUGGGCCUUCGACAAGCAAUAGGGGGAAUGGUCUCUUGAAUGCAUUGUCGGCUAACAGUCGAGCUAAUGAAGUGAGAUCACCGCCUGGUAUUGGACCUCCUGGCUCCUCAAGACCACAAGAUGGCAAACCCCCUGGGUUAGAAGAAGACCCUCGGCAAAAGUCAACCCGGGAGGAUGGCCCUAUUGACGCUUCCCCGGCAGCAGCUUUCAACAGUGAUUCCGUUUCUAUGAAAGCUAAGGAAGAUCUAGAUUCUGAUGUUGUUGAUCCUCUCGCCGGCAUGCCUGAUGCGGACAAGUGGGGGAUCAAGGGUUUGCAGACAUUAAUGCACAACUACCCCGACUACCAUGCAAUGGUGGUUGGUAUGGACCCCAACUCUAUGGGACUUGACAUGAGCUCUCCGGAGAUGUUUUCUACACAGAACUACUCGCUCUUUGACGAUUCACCUCCCAGAGUGCCGCUUUCUAAUGGUAAAUUUCGAUUGCCGGAAUGUUAUCACGUAACAAAUGUGCAACCGAUUGAGAGCAAGAUUCAGAGCUUCAACGAGGAAACCCUAUUUUGGAUCUUCUACAGUUGCACAGCGGACGUGAAACAACAAAUGGCUGCGGUAGAGCUACAUUCGCGAAACUGGAGAUGGCAUAGAAAGAUGGAGUUGUGGUUGACAAAGGAUGAACAUAUGACACCUCAAAUCUUGAGCCCUAACCAUGAACGUGGCUUCUACAUCAUCUGGGACCCCAGCCUAUGGCGCAAGGAUCGCAAAGAGUUCACACUCCACUACGGUGACCUAGAUACAACAUUGAACCAGGCGCAAGUCGGGCCAUAA
Molecule: messenger RNA, 1383 nt
Organism: Fusarium coffeatum
Lineage: Eukaryota; Fungi; Ascomycota; Sordariomycetes; Hypocreales; Nectriaceae
Exons: 7
Coding region: 1-1383 (460 amino acids)
Biological process (GO): nuclear-transcribed mRNA poly(A) tail shortening; regulation of DNA-templated transcription
Cellular component (GO): P-body; CCR4-NOT core complex
Source: RefSeq, a predicted model, not a curated record